AUGUUUCGCUCUUCUUUAGCAUCAGGCAAAGGCCGAGUGCCAUUCUUGCGCCAACCGAGCACUCUCGCCCCCCGACGAUUAUCAACGCCGACCAAUGUUCUAUCCCGAUACCAUCAGCAUAGGGCCGCGUCGACCGUAACGAGCCUGGACAGUUAUCCUGCAGUGGGGGAGAAGCUCCAUGGGUUUACAGUGCAGGAAAAGAAGCACGUUCCAGAGUUGCACCUGACGGCAAUACGGUUAACACACGACAAGACAGCCGCGGACUAUCUUCACGUCGCAAGGGAAGACAAGAACAAUGUUUUUGGCGUGGGAUUCAAGACGAAUCCUCCAGAUGCGACAGGUGUCCCUCAUAUCUUGGAGCACACGACAUUAUGCGGCAGCGAAAAAUUCCCCAUCCGAGACCCGUUCUUCAAGAUGCUGCCCCGAUCACUCUCGAACUUCAUGAACGCUUUCACCUCGUCUGACCACACGACCUACCCGUUCGCUACGACAAAUCAACAGGAUUUCCAGAACCUCCUUUCAGUCUACCUGGAUGCUACCUUCCACCCUCUUCUCAAGGAGGAAGACUUCAGACAGGAAGGGUGGCGGUUGGGACCAGAGGACCCUCGCGCAGCUCAAACACAAAGUCCAGAGGGCAAACCCGAAGACGUUCUGUUUAAGGGUGUCGUGUACAACGAAAUGAAGGGUCAAAUAUCCGACGCAAACUACCUCUAUUACAUAAAGUACAAGGAGAGCAUCAUUCCGGCCCUCAACAAUUCCGGUGGAGACCCUCAGUAUAUCACCGAUCUGACCUAUAAGCAACUGGUGGACUUUUCCAAGCGGAACUAUCAUCCUAGCAACGCCAAGUUUUUGACCUAUGGUGACAUGCCUCUUAGCGGCCACCUGAAGCAGAUUGGUGCGGUCCUGGAUGGCUUUGAGAAAGGCGCGGCGGAUACCGCAGUCAAGUCCCCGUUGGAUCUUAGCAAUGGGCCGGUGAACAUCACCGUGCCCGGACCCAUCGACACAUUUUCUGGGGAAGACAAACAGUUCAAGACGUCUACCUCCUGGUAUAUGGGAGAUUCCCGGGAUGUGGUUGAGACUUUCUCUGCAGGUAUUCUCUCCUCGCUACUCUUGGACGGUUAUGGCUCACCUAUGUACCGUGCGUUGAUCGAGAGCGGCCUGGGAUCCUCCUUCACGCCGAAUACGGGACUUGACGCAUCUGGGCGCGUUCCUGUAUUUUCUGUUGGUGUGAACGGUGUUAGUGAGGAAGACGCCCCGAAGGUUAAAGAAGCGAUCCAGGGAGUCUACCAGGAGUCGCUUGCCAACGGCUUCGUGGAUGAGAAAGUCCAGGGCUUCCUCCAUCAGUUAGAGCUCGCACUGAGACACAAGACGGCGAACUUCGGAAUUGGCGUUAUGGAAAAAACGCUCUCUUCAUGGUUCAAUGGGGCCAACCCGAUGGAGGAGCUUGCCUGGAACGAGAUCGUCGAUGAGUUCAAGAAAAGGUACCAACAGGACAUGCUACAGAUCCUCACCACCCUUAUUACUGAAACCGAUUUCACUAGCCCAUACGCUCCUGGCAUGAUUCAGGAGCUCCUUCGAUUGACCACGAACGGAGCGUUGGAUGCAGUUGCGGGAACUGGCCAUCGUUUUGCUCUCAAUGCGGCCGCAGCGAGCCUUUCUCGUAGCUUCUGGGUUCAGGAGCAACAAUCCGGUCUUGCCCAACUACAGGCUACCGCGGAUCUUUUGCGUGAUGCAGAGACCUCGCCCGAGCGCCUGGCUGAGCUGAUUGAGAAAUUGCGCUUGAUUCAAUCCUUUGCAAUUUCCAAAUCCCAGAAGCUACGCGUUCGCCUGGUUUGUGAACCUACGAGUGCUCAUCAAAACGAAAGUGUUCUUCAAAAAUGGCUUGCCGGUCUCCCUCAGGUCCAGUCUCCCACUGUCGUGCCCGAUACGAUUCUGAAGUCGGCCGUGGAUAAGGCAUUCUACGACCUGCCAUAUAAGGUCUACUACUCAGGACUGGCUAUGCAGACAGUGCCAUUUGUGCACUCGUCCAGUGCACCUCUCAGUGUCCUCUCUCAGCUCCUUACGCACAAUUACCUCCAUCCUGAAAUCCGAGAGAAGGGAGGCGCCUACGGCGCUGCGGCUACCAACGGUCCAAUCAAAGGCAUCUUUGCCUUGACGAGUUAUCGUGACCCGAACCCUCUCAACACGCUGAAGGUCUUCCAGAACAGCGGAAUCUUCGCCAGAGACCGUCAGUGGUCUGAUAGGGAGCUUAACGAGGCGAAACUGGGCAUCUUCCAGGGCCUCGAUGCUCCCAUGAGCGUCGACGAGGAAGGCGCUAGAUACUUCAUGAGCGGCGUCACCCAUGAGAUGGACCAGCGCUGGAGAGAACAAGUCCUUGAUGUGACUGCAAAGGAUGUCAACGAGGCCGCACAGGCUUUCCUGGUCGAUGGCCCUCGGCAGUCCAUCUGUCUGCUCGGCGAAAAGAAGGACUGGGCGGAGUCCGAGGGCUGGGAGAUGCGAAAGCUGACCAUGAACACAGCUGGAGAUGCUGACGCACAACCCAUGGGCGCUGAUGCUUCUGUCUAA
Aspergillus terreus NIH2624 is the source of this 2565-nucleotide messenger RNA. It is a transcript of the gene cym1, whose product is annotated as pitrilysin family metalloprotease cym1. Lineage: Eukaryota; Fungi; Ascomycota; Eurotiomycetes; Eurotiales; Aspergillaceae. Gene Ontology annotation, molecular function: metal ion binding. The coding region runs from base 1 to 2565 and encodes 854 amino acids. Gene Ontology annotation, biological process: protein processing. The transcript is spliced from 3 exons. Gene Ontology annotation, cellular component: mitochondrial matrix. The record is from RefSeq and is a predicted model, not a curated record.